CUUAGAAGAUAAUGGCUGCAAUGUCUCUCUCAAAUCAUGUCUUUGAGUGACUAUAGCGAGCAAACCAUCUCUGGCCACUUUGAAUACAUUAAAUUAGCAUUUAUUCAUAAGUCUGAAAGGGUUACCAGGAAGCGUCAAAGCCUGGCACCUUCCCAAGGAUAAAACAGAAAGUUACUCAGAAAGUCUUUUGGAAAGAAAGGAACUGAGAAGGGCUGAAGCUCCACUUUUAUCCACAAAAGCCCUAAGAAAGCCUCCCAUCAUUCACUCGGGACUCCUCUUCACCACUUCCAUCACCUUUCACAAUGUGCACGUGCGCAUGAGCGUGUGCCUGUCUGUGUGUGUCUCUGUGUGGCAUGUAAUCGGGAGGGUAACCUUGAGUAUUACCUCUCAGAGGCCGCACAUUUUGUGUUGAGAUAGGCUCUUUCAUUGGCGUAGACCCUUCCUAUUAGGUUAAACUGGGAGACCACUGAGUCAAGGAAGUUUCAUUUCUCUGGUUCCCUAGCACUAUAAGCAUGCCCCACCAUGUUCAGAAUUUUCAUACGGCUUCAGAACACUUUACUAACUGAGCUAGCACCUUCACUGGCUGUUUUUACUUCAUACUGAAUGAAUCUAGUACAAUUCUGGGUCUCAAGUCUGCAGCUAAGACCAGCGCUGAUGAGUGUCCUGCCUUUCCAGGACUCAGGCUCUAUCAAGAGAGUCAGAUACACAGCUCGAGCUAAGAAAUGUGGUCCAUUGAGAGUGCAAAUGAAUGGAGCCAGGCUGGGGUAGAAAAUGACAAAGACAAAGUCAUAUGAGUCUUCUCCAAGAGCAGAAAAACAGAAAGAAAACAUAUUCCAAACAGAAAAUCACAGUACAUAAAAGCAGAAGGAUUUCCCUCAUUUUGCACACAUAAGGAGGCCAACAGAAGCAAAGACAUUUGCCAGGAUCCUUGGCAGAGCUAAGACAUAGGCCCUAGUAAGAAGUUGAAUGAAAAACUGUGAUCCUCAAGGUCAUGACCCCACCAUGAAGAAUGGGGAAUAGGGAAAAGAGAGGACUUUGAGUCCAAGGAAGUGUUCAAACAGUACUAUCUGGAGCCCUCCAAGAUGAAGGCAAGAGCUGUUGAACAGAAAUGCCUCCUGAAGUGGGCAACCAGAGUAUGAGCAGAACCAGCCUUGUACCGUUCCUGGGGAUCCACUGAUGCCCUAUACAGUCUGAGGAAGGAAGCACAGAUCCCAAUACUGACUGCAGUACUGGUCCUUCAUACAUGGUGUGUGUGUGUGUGUGUGUGUGUGUGUGUGUGCUGGGAAUAACGAGAAAGAAUUUAACUUUAAAGCAUUGGUGUUCUAGAGUACACAGCUGGCAGAAAACCAUUCAGGCACUUUAAAGUCUCUAUUACUGGGCCUUCACCCUUCCUCAGCAGAGUCCCAGUUUUGCUUGUGUUUUUGCACACACACACACACACACACACGGUGCACACAUGCACUUUGAACUCUUUCCCCACGCUCAAUCAUUCCCUCACUCUUAAUUCUCAGUAAGCAGAAAAGAUGUAGCAAUCCCUUUGUUUUUUGCCGAGCAUUUAACUGAAAUCCCAAAGCUCACAAUUCAAGUUAAACUUUAGGAUCAGUAACCCUUGGAAGCCCCAUUUUGCGAGAACUCACCUGCAGCUUGUGUGGAGCAAAGUGCCCAAAAACAUAACAAUGCUUCUACGGCUCUGUUCAUGUUCUUACUCAGAACCUUGAGCUUUUUCAUUUAAAUGGUGCCAGAGAUGGAACCCAAAGCUACAUGCAAGGGAGACAGUGUACUGCUUCAGAGCAUCUUGCAGCCACUGUGGACCUGAAUGGUUAGGGCCAGGGAACACUGCUCACUGAUCUAAAUGCAAGGCAAUCUAUAUUUCUUAUUACCAACAAGGAGAAUCACUUCAAAGCAAUCCAAUGAUAAGUCUGACCUGGAGCAUGAGCAGGCUAAACAUAUUUCAAACCCCUUCCUUCAGCAACAUGCAUGGAACAUGUGAAUUCUACUAUGUUAGUCACAGAGCCAAAACUCAAAUGACCAAUGGCCAGUGCCUGUGAGGAAGGGUCCAGAGGUCAGAGAAGUACCAAACAAUUACAGGGCACAGCAAGAUGUGUUCUGCAGGCUGAGAAAACAACACAGCAGAAAUGUGGUCCUGCUUUGGAGGCCCUUGAAGAAUGCAGUGUCUUUGAAAACCCCCACUUUUCAAGUGGAAUUUCUUUUUAAGCUGGAGCUAGAAGUUAAUAUUCCCACUGCUGGGAGGGACAACUAGCUCCAUUGAGGGAAUAAUGGAGAUUCACACUAAACAAAGCAUACAAGCUUGCUAUCCUCCUUCGGAUGAGCUCAGGACCUUCUAGAGGGAAAAGGCAGCUUUUCUCAAAUCUCUGCAGCAUUUUUUCUCUAUCCUGUCUCUUAUCAUCUCAAAGUUCACACAACGGUCUGUAAGCUAGACAAAGCCUAAACAGAUACAUUCCUCAUAGACAGGCUUUCAGCUUCAGAAUCACUGUCUCAGCCCAGGUGCCAGUCCAUAGCCAUGCAUUCAGGAAAUAUCUUUGUACAGAUGCCAUCUGCCUUUACUAAUACUUAAGUCAAGUGCUCAGUCUCUCAGAACCAGCUGCCACAAUCCUAUUCCAGAGCUUCAGCCCCUAGGCGGUCCUACCAACUCACUCUAUCAUUUUGCCCCCAUCCCAUCCCAUCACUGCUUCUGGUGCCAUGGUCAACAGCUUCAUCGGGCUCACAAGAAAACUCAAAUCCUUUAGCCUUGCCCUUCCUUAGACCUUGGGUCACCUUUUGAAGAUUAUUUCUUCUCUCUAGCUCUUCUGGGUCAUCAAUCCACCUGCCCUUUCCUCCUAAUCAGGUUUCUAACACAAUCUCAUUAACAAGUGCCAGCCCUACAGGUAGGUUCAAGUUCAGUCACUGGGUGUGACAUAAACUCCAAUGACUCUUCUGGUGCUCUAGUGCUACUGGUUAGACCUAGUGCCCUUCAUGAUAGAAUCUUCAAAAGUUCACUGGUUAAUCAUUUCCCCUUAGGACCAAGUAACCUUUAUAGAUGUAUGCUGCCUCACAACUGAUCAAGUCAGAUAAUAUAGUGUUCAAAAAAAUCACAUACACAAGGAAGUGAGACAAUACAAGUUUAAGCAAGGACAGAAGGAAACCCAUAGCCAUGAUACCACAGUUAGUGGAAACAAGAACAUCUCACCUAGAGGGCUACAAAAUAGUCCACAAGUUCUAAUUAUUUUGUUCAGGACAACAAUGGCUCUCCAAGUAUUAGCUAGGGAACCCUGGGAACUUUUCAAGGGAAUGUCAAGACUAUUUCCAUCCACGAAGAUACUGACUUUUUAAAGAUCUUUUUUCUCAUAAGCAUAUGGUGGAGUUUUCUAAAGGCUACUCCAUGUGUGAGAUCACAGUAGAUUGAAUGCAGAAGCAAGAGAAUCCAGCUUUAUUAAGCCCGAUGCUGGAGUUAUUUAAAGAAUAUAAACAUAUCACACCCUUCUGAGUUUUUGAAGAAAUUAUUUCCUCAUAAGAACAUGAUUUAUGUUCGACUGCAGCUAACAGAUAUUGCUUUACUUUCUUGUGAUCUGAAUGGAACUAAGUCAUAGAAAUUAGAACAAAGGGUCCGGAAGCCAAAACAUUUGAGAACCUCAGUUUUUCACAAACCACUGUCCUUCAGAGUCAGACAAAAGUCACCUCUGUCAAUUUUCCUAUCCUCUUACCUGUCUAAAGGAAAGCUGACUUGGGGCAGGGCACAAAAACCCAUUUUUAAAAGCUGGCCUUGGUGAAACACAUUAAUAAAUCCACAGCGCGGAUGGGGAGGCAGCAGGGCAUGACUGUGAGUUCAAGACUAGCUUGAUCUACACAGCUGAGAAGAGAAGGGAGAGCAGCAGCGGCAGAAGGGGAGACAAAGGAGAGUUAGGAAGGAGGAAGGGAAAGAGGGAAGAGAAGCUGGAGGAGGAGGAAAAGGAAGAGGAAGGAAAAGUGUAGUGUUUUUUUAUGGCAGCCAGAAUCAUGGCCUCUCCCCUAAGUUGCCCUUUGUACUUCAUAACAGACCAACAAACCAAUCAGCACCACCGAGCGUCCCUGGGCGCAGACCCAACCCUGGAGCCUUUUAUUCUGAUAGGCUGAGGCGCCACCCGCCCCCGCCAAUGGGCGGCGCCCACGUCACAAGGACGCGCGCGGCGCCGGCCGGUAAGGGGCGUUCAGCAGCCGCCAGCCGCGCUGCAGCGCCGAGGCCGCGGGCCGGCCAGCCGCCAUGGUGGACUACUACGAGGUGCUGGGCGUGCCGCGGCAGGCCUCAGCUGAGACCAUCCGCAAGGCGUACCGCAAGCUGGCGCUCAAAUGGCACCCGGACAAGAACCCCGAGCACAAGGAGGAGGCCGAGAGGAGGUUCAAGCAGGUGGCGCAGGCCUACGAGGUCCUAUCGGACGCCCGCAAGCGCGAAGUCUACGACCGCUGCGGCGAGGUGGGCGAGGUGGGCGGCGGCGGCGCGGCCGGCAGCCCGUUCCACGAAGCCUUCCAGUAUGUCUUCUCCUUCCGAGACCCCGCUGAGGUCUUCAGGGAGUUCUUCGGGGGCCGCGACCCCUUCUCGUUCGACUUCUUCGGAGACCCGUUUGAUAACUUCUUUGGGGAUCGGAGGAGCUGCCGAGGAAGCAGAAGCCGAGGGGCAGUACCCUUCUCGACCUCCUUCACCGACUUCCCAACUUUUGGGGGUGGCUUUGCUUCGUUAGAUACCGGAUUCACAUCCUUCGGUUCUCCGGGAAACUCAGGCCUUUCGUCUUUCUCCAUGUCCUGUGGCGGUGGGGCGGCUGGCAACUUCAAGUCGGUGUCGACCUCCACCGAAAUAGUUAAUGGCAAAAAAAUCACCACCAAGAGAAUCGUUGAGAAUGGUCAAGAAAGGGUGGAAGUGGAAGAAGAUGGAGAGUUAAAGUCGCUGAUAAUUAAUGGCAAAGAGCAGUUGCUUCGCAUCAAUACUCAUUAAAGACAUAAAGUGCGGUUUAGGCCUAUCAGGACUUUUUUUUUUUUUUGUUUAAAAGCGUUUUCAAGGGAACUCUACUUUCAGAACAUCUGUAUUCAAGACAUUCUAUACAGUUCAUGCGGGUGCCUCUUAUUGUUGGGACUGCAGGGAUAGGACCUCUCUUGGUCUUUAUGCCUGUUGUAAAUAUAUAUAUGCCUUUGGCACUCAUUAAACGUAAUCCUGAGGCAGACCACCGUUAUGUCUUAGUGGUAGAAAACACUGUUCACAGCACCUAAAACCACACAGUGUCCAUUGUGUUGAUAUUUCGACCUAGAGAGCUUUCUAUGAGGUGGAAAGCUCCACUUCUCUUCACUCACACUGUGAUGAAAGAUACUGCAUAUGUUGAUGGUUUAGUUUAAAAUACAUCGAAAAAGUGGCUUUUAGUUUACCUACUAAACUAUGCUGAUAUAGGAACAAUUGACUGCUGUUUCAAUGAAAGGCUAAAACCAAGCCUUUAAAAGCAGUUAAGUUGAAGAAAGUACACUAAGUAGAUUCUGGUCGCUGCUGCAAUGCAUUACCAUGGACUUGGUAAUGUCUAUCACAGUUAUUCUUCCCAAGUUUUGUAGGAUCGAAACCUGAAAUUCAUUUUAGUGGGCCAAAAAAGGAGGGUUGCCGGGACCGUGCUCUCUGGGGGUUCAGGGCUGCAUUCUAUCAGUCAAGGUAAGUGCUCAACCCUAAAUUUGUUCUACAACAGUGGAAGAUGCUGGAAGUGAAAAGAAGUAUGUUUUGGAGGAUAACCAAGCUUUUCAAUUU
This is a messenger RNA of Alexandromys fortis (reed vole), 5752 nucleotides long. RefSeq names its product dnaJ homolog subfamily B member 3. The coding region runs from base 4238 to 4963 and encodes 241 amino acids. NCBI's taxonomy places the organism in Eukaryota, Metazoa, Chordata, Mammalia, Rodentia, Cricetidae. Gene Ontology annotation, molecular function: Hsp70 protein binding. The record is from RefSeq and is a predicted model, not a curated record. The transcript has a single exon.